Adineta ricciae is the source of this 1725-nucleotide messenger RNA. The record is from the annotation of a GenBank genome assembly. Lineage: Eukaryota; Metazoa; Rotifera; Eurotatoria; Adinetida; Adinetidae.
AUGAAAAUGGAACUUCUAGCUAAUGAAUUAUUACUUGAUCUAUUUGAAUAUCUCCAUCCGCUUGAACUUCUUCAUUCAUUCUAUGGCCUAAACAUUCGUCUAAACAACCUUCUUUUUCUGUAUCUUCGAUCACAUUCAUUAGAUUGUCGAUGGAUUUCCCAGCGAAGUUUCACUGAUCUAUGUCAAAAUAUUCUUCCUUUCAUUACCAAUCGGCUGUACUCAAUUCAUCUCUCCAAUACUGAUGUUAUACCCAAUCAAAUCAAUCAAUUCUUCUCCUAUGGAUUCCAGCUUCACAAUAUCGCAUCACUUUCGUUGUCUCACGUUCACUCCACUGAAUUACUCACACGAAUUCUCCUAGCGUACCCGCAGUUGCGUUCUUUACAUCUUCGUAAGUCUUUUUUGGAUGAUGAAAUCGAAAAAACUACACGAUGUUUGAAUACAAUUUGGAGUUUACCAAAAUUACAAUCAUGCUAUUUGGAUAUUGAAUCUAAGAAUUAUUUUGAUUCUUCAUUACUCAUUCAAACCUCCUUAACUCUUCAUACGGUGUCCAUUGAAAAUGAUUCCGUCCCUCCAGCUUAUUUAAUUGCACUAUUCAAUUGUACACCGAAUUUACGAUCUCUUUCUAUUAAUAUUCAACCCGCUAAAGAUCAUGAUCAAGAUUUUUCGUUUACUAUUCCAGCAUUAACAACGCUCAAACUCAAACUUCAUACUUCCUUUCGUAUGUUAAGUUAUCUAUUAAAAAAUCUGUCGCAUCUCCGCGAAUUAUCUAUCGAAACUGACAUGAUUUGGUUCGAUGGUUAUCAAUGGGAAGAUGUUCUAACGAAUUACUUAAAACAGUUGAAAACUCUGCAUCUAUUAAUGUUUUAUAGAAUCAGUCAGGAAAAGGACAUAGUCGAAGAAAUGUUUUAUUUAAUUGAAUCGUAUCGAACAUCUUUUUCGACGAAAGAACGUCAAUGGUUUAUUCGAUGUGACUACCGUAGAGAAGAUGGCACUGUUUAUCUUUAUACACUUCCGUAUGGAUUUCCGAAAUUCUCUCGACCUUCUUGUGAUAUGUCGAUAACAACAUAUCCAACUGAAAAGAUGUCAAAAGCAUUUGCUUCUGUUCGUACUUUAUCUCUUGAUUAUGAUUUGCUUUACCUCGCAACGCAAACAGCAUUACAAUUUGAGAAUAUUCAAUGUCUGGAAUUGUUUUACCCAUUCGAUGACACCUUCUGGUCUGUUAUAACAAAUUUCCAUCGUUUAAAAACAAUGGAAAUCAUUUUAAGUGUCCAUUCAGAUGAAAAUUAUCGGCCAAUUCAUCAUGUUCGUUCAUUGAUCGAACGUUCAACAUCUCUCCGUUCAUUAACUAUCGAUUAUUUAAUCCUAUCGGAAUUAUCUUCAACGCCAAUGCAAAACUGUUCUCUUCGCCGAUUAGAUUUAAUGUCACGUGAUGGACAUUUCUAUGGAAUAGAAUGUAUUUCUUUAAUACAAGCAUUCCUUGGAAAUCAAUGCGAAAUUUUACUUAUUAACAUUGAAAAUCAUACGAUUAUUUUUGAUUUACUCGAAAAACUAUCAAAUCUUCGUGCAUUAACAUUUCAAUGUCAAAGUGAUUCAUGGGAUGAUAAUAAUGAAUCCUUGGUGAUCGAUGAUGAACUUCUUCAAGAUUUAAAACAACGUCUAGGAUCGAAGUAUUCGGUCAUGCGAGAUGAAGACGAAUCGUCGAUCAUUCACGUAUGGAUUUGUUAA